Messenger RNA from Lutra lutra (Eurasian river otter), 3637 nucleotides. It is a transcript of the gene CBARP, whose product is annotated as CACN subunit beta associated regulatory protein. The coding region runs from base 1 to 2373 and encodes 790 amino acids. Gene Ontology annotation, cellular component: secretory granule; plasma membrane. The transcript is spliced from 8 exons. Gene Ontology annotation, molecular function: transmembrane transporter binding. NCBI's taxonomy places the organism in Eukaryota, Metazoa, Chordata, Mammalia, Carnivora, Mustelidae. The record is from RefSeq and is a predicted model, not a curated record. Gene Ontology annotation, biological process: negative regulation of voltage-gated calcium channel activity; negative regulation of calcium ion-dependent exocytosis.
AUGCAGCCCACGCCCACCAUGGCCACGGCCGCCAGCACCGCUUCCACCGUCGUCCUGACCUCGAGGUGGGACAACGCCACCGGCAGCCCCACCGUGAGUGAGGGGUUUGGAGUGGGGUGGCUGGGCCGGGCGGGCCUCCAGAGGCCACGCCCAGCGGUCCUGACCCCUGCUGGCCCACAGGCGGAGCCUGACCCCAUCCUGGACAACUACGUGCUGCUGGUGGUGGUCAUGUCGCUCUUCGUUGGUGGCACGCUAGUGGUGCUGUCCGGCGUGCUGCUCGUGUGCAGGCGCUGCUGGGAGGCUCACCCGCGCUUCAACAGAGCGACGGAGGAAGCGGAAAAGACCGCCACCACCUACCUGGACAAUGGCGCUCGCCCGGCCCAAGACCCCGACUUCAGGGGGGAGGACCCUGAGGGCCAGGACGCGGAGACCGAGCGCUUCCUGUCCACCAGCUCCACCGGCCGCCGGGUGUCCUUCAACGAGGCUGCCCUGUUUGAGCAGAGCCGGAAGUCGCAGGACAAGGGCCGCAGGUACACCCUGACGGAGGGGGACUUCCACCACCUGAAGAAUGCCCGCCUCACCCACCUGCACCUGCCGCCCCUCAAGAUCGUCACAAUCCAUGAGUGUGACCUGGGUGAAGCCAGCGCAGCCACCCCUCCCCACGCCACCGCCGCCCCCAAGGCCAACCUCGCCAUCUUCCAGCCCCCGGGGAAGGCCCUCACCGGCCACUCCGUGGGCCCCAGCUCCGCCCUGCCAGGUGACCCCUACAACUCAGCCGUGGGCCCUGCUGACUUCGAGAUCAGCCCCUUGGCGUCCAGCGACUCCGGGGAAGGCACCUGGGUGAGGGCCCCCGAGCGGCCCCUCCCCUCCCUGCCCCACUCCAAGACAGAGUUGGAUCCAGCCACCAGGAGCAGCAAGCCUGCCGGCCCAGGGCCCGCAACGGGGCACAGGGAGGCCGGGCGCGGGGAGGCAGGCCCUGGCUCUGGGGCCGGACCCGUCCUGCAGUUCUUCACCCGGCUGCGGCGCCACGCCAGCCUGGACGGGGCCAGCCCCUACUUCAAGGUCAAGAAAUGGAAGCUGGAUCCCAGCCAACGGGCAUCCAGUCUGGACACUAGAGGCUCCCCCAAACGGCACCAGUUCCAGCGGCAGCGGGCAGCCAGCGAGAGCACAGAGCAGGAGGAGGGGGACGCCCCCCACGGGGAUUUCAUCCAGUACAUUGCCAGCGCAGGCGCCGCUGUGGCCUUCCCGCCCCCCCGCCCCUUUCUGGCCAGCCCCACCAGCCCGUCCCCCACCCUCGGCAGGCUAGAGGCAGCCAAGGAGGUGGGCGCCGCAGGAGGAGCGAGCCCCGAGUCUCCCCCAGAGUCUAGCGGCGGCGUGGGGACUGAGCAGCUGCAGCAGCAGGAGUCCGAUGGCGAGCGGGACUCGGGGCCGGAGCAGGCGCAGACCAGCUACCGGGAUAUCUGGAGCCUGCGCGCCUCCCUCGAGCUGCAUGCCGCGGCCGCCUCGGACCACAGCAGCAGUGGCAACGACCGCGACUCGGUGCGCAGCGGCGACAGCUCGGGCUCGGGCUCCGGGACCACCGCGCCCGCCUUCCCGCCGCCCUCGCCGCCGCCCACACCGCGAUCCGCGGAUGGCGAGGCGGGAGGUCCGCGGAAGCUGCUUCAAAUGGACAGCGGCUACGCCAGCAUCGAGGGCCGCGGCGCGGGCGACGACGGGCUGCCCAGCGCGUCCGAGAAGCGCUCUUCCUUCACCAGCGCCGGCCGCACGGCCACUGUGGGCAGCAGCUUUGAGGGGGCGCUGGCGCCCACGGAGGCGCCCGCCCGGCCCCGCAGCCCCCGCGCCUGGCCCCGCCGCGCCCCGCGCCGCGACUACAGCAUCGACGAGAAGACAGACGCGCUCUUCCACGAGUUUCUGCGCCACGACCCGCACUUCGACGACGCACUGCCCUGCGCCGCCCGCCACCGCGCGCGCGCGCACCCGCACGCGCGCAAGCAGUGGCAGCAGCGCGGCCGGCAGCACAGCGACCCCGGCGCGCGCGCCGCCACUCCCGCCCCCGCCGCGCCCCCGUUCCGCCCAGACCCCCGGCCCCCACGCGCGCCUCUCCGCCGCGGCGACAGCGUCGACUGCCCAUCCGAGGGCCGCGCGGGCGAGGACCCGGCGGCGCCCGCCAUUCCGGUCAUCGAGGAGGAGCCCGGCGGCGGCGGCGGUUGCCCCGGCUCGGGCCUGUGCGUCGGGUCCCCGGGGACGCUGCUGGACAAGCUGGCGGCCGGCCUCGACGACAGACUGUUCCCGCCGCGCCUCGCCCAGCCCAUCGCCGCGGCUCCCGCGCUGGCCGCCGCCGCGCCGACGUCUCCCGACCACAGCCCGGCCUAAGCCCCGCGCCCCCCACCCGCAUCGUCAGCUUCUCGGCGCCGCUCGGGGCCCGCGCUGCGGGACGCGCCUCCAGCCGCCCCCCCGGUGCGCGCGCUCUCGCCCUCGGGUCACCUUCGAGCGGCCUCCGGUGCGCACGCGCACAGCCCCAUCCUGGGCACGGAGUCGGGACCCUCAGCGGCUCCUCAGCGUGUGGGCCUGGACCGGAGGGAGCGGGGCCACUUCUCCAUCUACCUUUGGCCUCGACGGCAGCCCCGGCGCUGGGGCGUCCUGCGCACAGAACGCCGGGAGGUGCGCGCUGGUACCGGCACUCGGGAGGCUCUGGGUGGAGGAGCCGAGUGAGGCGCAUGCGCGGGGCGCCCCGAGUGGGGCCCACAGAGCCUCGAGGGGGCCGGGUCGCACGCGCCGGAGUCUGCCGCGGGGCGCAUGCGCCGAGCUGGGACCGCACCGCGGCGGAGCGGGAGCCGGCCAAGCUGGACCUGGGCUGGCCGGAUGGGUGGAGGCUGCAGCCGCCCAGGCCCCGAAGCUGUUUACCUCACCGCGGCCUGUGCUCGCGACCCCCGGCGCCCCCUGAGCAAUAAAUCCCGACCCGCUCGUCCCCGCGCCCGCCCCAAGCAUGUGAGCGGGCCGCCCGCCGCCGCUGCCGCCAUCCAAAGAGCUGCCACGACUCGUGUUUGGAGACACACAAAACCCAAACGGCCACGGGUUCAAGGUUCCCGAGCUUUAUUUAUUAUUGCCAAAAGAUGGGGCUGCCCGCGCCUGCGGCCGCCCCGCCACACCCCGUCCCGUUCCUCGGAGCUUCCUGCCAUCUGUGUUCCAUCCUGUGAUGGUGUUUCUCGUGUUUGUUUUCUGGUUGAUUAUAAAUAUUUACUGCACACGCUCGCUUAGUCCCGGUUUUCUCUGGGGACCUGGGAGCACAGAGCCCUCGGAAACGGGGCGGGGGUCCAGCAAUCAAGGAGUCCUCUGGCGACUGCACUGGGCACUGGUGGGCCCUGGGGCUGCGCUGAGGGUCCUGCUGAGCUUUGGGGAGACCGGUCACCACUGAGAGGACUGAUGUCCAGCACGGCUGAAGGCUGACCCCCAAGGAGGACCCAGGUCCCACCACCUGCCUGCCCGCUGGGCUGGGAAGUCCACCGAGGGGCUCGGACUCAGACCCACUGCCUGUAGGACAGCGGUGCCGCCCCACAAUUCCCGCACACCCUUCACAACCAUAGCUCAAAUCCACCGGCUUUAUUUUUUCUUAAAAAAAAGAAGAAAGGAAAAGGAA